AUGAAUUCUUGGAAACUCCCGGGCGUAAGAAAAAAUAAGGAACAGGCUCCUACACCUUCAGCUCCUGCUAUUCCUGCUCCUCUCCCUCCCUCCUCUCCUUCUGCACAACAACAACAGCCUUUACGUGCUCCUGCCUCAAGGAAUACAACACCAUCACCCUCCUCUUCUGCCAAUAACAACGAACCCAAGUCUGGUGUUUUGCUUAUUCGUGUGUGUGAAGCUAGAGGCAUCACACCCCCUUCCAACAUCACUUUACCUGCGCAGCAGCAGGUGGCUAUUAGCAACCGCAACAACCAUGAUUCCUUGACUCGCAAACAGCAAAACUGGUGGCUGCCCUAUGUUGUAUUGGAAUUCGAUAAGAAUGAAGUCUUAAUUGACGCUUUGGGUGGUGAUACCGCCAAUCCUAUCUAUCAAUACAGAGCUCAUUUUGAUGUCUCUCGUAGCUCAGAAGUGUCGAUAUCCAUCUAUAUGCGCCAUCCUCCUACAGCACAAGGAGAAACGCCUCGCACAACAAACGAUGUAUUCCUCGGUGGUGUUAAGCUUCAGCCUAAUUUUGAGACCACAAAGAUUGAGGACCAAGUGUUGAACAUUGUCGGUGGUACAGGUGCUAUGCAUGUUCAAUUAUGCUACAGACCUCAACAGGUGAGCACACCCAUUACAUUUGACGCGUUUGAUCUUUUGCGAGUGAUUGGACGUGGCAGUUUUGGCAAGGUCUACGUUGUGCGUAAGAAAGAUACGAAUCGUAUCUACGCCAUGAAAGUUUUGCGUAAAUCCCGUAUCAUUUCCAGAUCAGAAGUUACGCAUACAAUGGCUGAAAAGACAGUGUUGGCAAAGAUCAGAAAUCCCUUCAUUGUGCCUCUCAAGUUUGCCUUUCAAAGCCCUGAUAAGCUUUAUUUGGUGCUGGCUUUCAUCAAUGGCGGCGAGCUUUUCCAUCAUUUGCAGCUGGAAGGUAGAUUCGAUGAGAACAGAUCAAGGUUUUACACUGCUGAACUCUUGAGCGCUUUGGAAUGUCUUCAUGAUUUCAAUGUCGUUUAUCGUGAUCUCAAGCCAGAGAAUAUCCUCAUUGAUUAUAACGGUCAUAUCGCUCUCUGUGAUUUUGGUCUCUGCAAGUUGAACAUGAAGGAGAAUGAGCGUACCAACACAUUCUGUGGUACGCCUGAAUAUCUUGCACCUGAAUUAUUGCUUGGCCAAGGAUAUACAAAGACAGUUGAUUGGUGGACCUUGGGUGUAUUGCUGUACGAGAUGAUGACCGGUUUACCACCAUUCUACGACGAGAAUACAAACGAAAUGUAUAGAAAGAUCCUGCAAGACGAGUUGAGAUUCCCUGAUGACAUGAGCGAAGACGCCAGAUCUCUUUUGAGAGGGCUUCUCACCAGAGAUCCCAACGAAAGAUUAGGCAACAAUGGAUCAGAAGAGAUCAAGAACCACGCCUUCUUUUCGAGUAUCGAUUGGAGAAAACUAAAUCAAAAGAAACUUCAACCGCCUUACAAGCCAUCUGUGGAUUCAGCUUAUGAUACGACAAAUUUCGACGAUGAGUUUACAUCUGAAGCACCUCAAGAGUCGCUUGUCGAUGACUCACAGAUCUCCAGCACAAUGCAAGAGCAAUUUGCAGGUUUUACUUACAACCCUGCCAAUGAUGGUGUUAUGGGAGAGAGUUACACUGGAACAACAGUGGUUGGUAGUGCAGGACAAUCCCAUUCAAAUGGUCCUGCUUGGUAA
Molecule: messenger RNA, 1719 nt
Organism: Mucor velutinosus
Lineage: Eukaryota; Fungi; Mucoromycota; Mucoromycetes; Mucorales; Mucoraceae
Exons: 7
Coding region: 1-1719 (572 amino acids)
Biological process (GO): protein phosphorylation
Cellular component (GO): cytoplasm; nucleus
Molecular function (GO): protein serine/threonine kinase activity; ATP binding
Source: RefSeq, a predicted model, not a curated record